CAGUGAACUUUUGAAAUGACAUCGGUGUCCUCAAAACGAUACAAAAGGGUGAGGCUUUGUAAGGGUGUUUGCGUACUUUGACGUCAGAGACUUCUGCUGUUCUGCACUUGUGCAUUGCUUUUGGUUUGCCCGACUUUUCCCCUUCGAAAAAUGCAUCGUCUGAAAGCUUGAGACCAGAGUCUACUUCUCGCUGUAAGGCGCGGAUUGCAGAGACGAGAGAGAGAGAGGGAGGAGGUGGAGAUGGGGGAUUCAAAGGUGGAGACAAUCUCGAGACUAGCUCAGUGGAGGAUCGACAACUUUGGACCCUGUUCCUUCAAAAAGUCCGAUCCAUUCAAGGUCGGAAUCUGGAACUGGCACUUAUCUAUUGAGAAGAAUAGGUAUAUGUAUAUUCGUCUAUUUCCGGAGCCCUCCAGAGCUUCAAAAGAACAGCCUCCUAUAGCUAGAUUUGUUCUCCGCGUCUCCAAUUCCGCCGCCUCCAGGAGGCCGUACAUCUCCCCUAUUCAUGAGAGACUGCUUCGGACCAGUGAUGACUUUGUCUGGCCUGUUGAUUCCACCUUUCAUGGCCGCUUCGUCAUUGAUGUCGAGUUUCUGGACUUGAAGAUAUGCCCAUUGAAUGAAGGUGCUUCCUCUGAAAUAUAUAGUAGAGAAGGUCACAUAUCACUGAAGUCCAAGUGGCUUUGUGCUAAAACUCAGGGUGGGGAAGCCAGCUCAAUAUGGCCCAGUGAUGGAGUGAUGCAAUCUCUAGCAGCUCAAAGCACUCUUCGGUGCCUCUCUCGCAUGCUUAAUGAGGCAAUCCAUGCCGAUGUCACCAUUAACACUGCUGAUGGCACUCUAAGAGCUCACAAGGCAAUUUUAUCAGCAAGUUCCCCUGUGUUCCAAAGCAUGUUCCUUCACAACCUCAAGGAGAAGUCGUCCUCUACAAUCGACAUAGAAGACUUGUCUCUGGAAUCUUGCAUGGCUCUACUUAGUUACUUGUAUGGCAACAUAAAACAAGAGGAUUUCUGGAAGCACCGGCUGGCACUGCUGGGAGCGGCAAACAAGUAUGACAUUACAGACCUAAAAGAUGCCUGUGAGGAAAGCCUAUUGGAAGACAUCAACUCCGGAAAUGUCUUGGAGAGGCUGCAGGAAGCAUGGCUUUACCAGCUUAACAAGCUCAAAAAAGGAUGCUUGAUGUACUUACUCGAUUUUGGUAAGAUAUAUGAUGUUAGAGAGGAAAUGAAUAACUUCUUCAGGCAGGCUGACAGGGAACUGAUGCUGGAGAUGUUUCAGGAGGUGCUUACAGUUUGGAAACCAGCUUAAAAAUUGUUACCCACAGUGUCUUCUCUAUCACAAACUGUCUAAUGGUGGUUAUUGUAUAUAUGCAUAUAAUGAGGAUGCUUAGCUUUGGUUUAAAGAUCUUGCAAGGUUGAACGUGGAUGAGAGUAGUCCUAAGAAUCUAUAAUAUCUAUUGAGGGAUGUUAUUUUCUAUGUAAUCAUCCUAUUUAAACAUCAAUUGGUUGGGUAUUUUGAUGUUGAAAUACUAUUUAUGAGACUAAGACCCGUUUGA
Vitis vinifera (wine grape) is the source of this 1546-nucleotide messenger RNA. RefSeq names its product BTB/POZ domain-containing protein At1g21780. NCBI's taxonomy places the organism in Eukaryota, Viridiplantae, Streptophyta, Magnoliopsida, Vitales, Vitaceae. The record is from RefSeq and is a predicted model, not a curated record. Gene Ontology annotation, molecular function: protein binding. Bases 241 to 1299 code for a protein of 352 amino acids. The transcript has 4 exons.